AUGAAAAAAUAGUUGAGUGUGGUCAUGGAACAAGGGCAGAAAUCAAUGAAAAAUGCGAAAAAAGUAUUAAAAGUGAAAAGAAUUAAACCGAAAUUGGUAUUUGGCGGGCUUUCUGACAUUUCCAAUGUGCGACACAGAGCGACAACCGAACACCUAACCUAAAAAGGUGCGGUAUUCGGCACGUGCAAAAAGAAGAACGAUGCAUUCGAUACGAGGUCUUUGAAACGCGCUUUUCUUCUUCCAAACACAUUCUGUUUGUAUAUCUGAGAGCAGUGGCAUUUUGAGCCAUGGGUACCGGCGCGAACGGAGACUUGGCCUCGCCGACAGUGGAAAUGCUGGUCACCACACCAACUGAAGAUGAUGGAAAGGUUAAGAUGAAGAAGCAGCUGGGACUGCUGGAAGGAAUUGCCAUCAUCCUUGGAAUUAUCUUUGGUUCUGGUAUUUUCAUAUCCCCAAAGGGAGUUAUCCAGGAAGUAGAUUCCAUUGGGACUUCUCUGGUAGUAUGGAUUAUGUGUGGAUUACUGUCCAUGAUUGGAGCCCUUUGCUAUGCCGAAUUGGGAACAGCUAUACCAAAGUCUGGUGGUGAUUAUGCAUACAUCUAUGAAUCUUUUGGACCAUUGCCUGCAUUCUUAUAUCUUUGGGCUGCAAAUUUAAUUUUUGUACCCACAACAAAUGCCAUAAUGGGGCUGACUUUUGCCAAGUAUGUAAUUCAGCCAUUCUUCACAGGCUGUGAAAUACCAGAAUAUUCUGAUACUCUAAUUGCAGCAGCAACCAUAUGUUUUCUAACGUUUUUAAACGGAUAUAAUGUUAAAGCAACGACUCGAAUGCAAAACGUGUUUAUGUUUUGCAAAAUUGGUGCUCUCGUUUUGGUCAUCAUUAUUGGUGUUGUGUGGAUGGGAAUGGGACAUACUGAGAAUUUCGAUAAACCUUUUGAAGGGACCACCGAUAACGUCGGAAAAAUCGCUAAGGCAUUCUAUUCUGGUAUAUUUUCUUACUCAGGAUGGAAUUAUCUCAAUUUUAUGACAGAAGAGCUUAAAAAUCCUUAUGUAAAUCUUCCAAGGGCAAUUUAUAUUUCUUUGCCACUAGUCACUGGAAUUUAUGUAUUGGCUAAUAUGGCAUACUUGGCAGUAUUAACACCUGAAGCUAUGAUCGCUUCUGAUGCUAUUGCGGUUAGUUUUGGAACACGCGUACUCGGAAGUUACGCGUGGAUUAUACCAGUUUUGGUAGCUAUUUCUGCUUUCGGUGGCUUGAGUGUCCACGUGAUGGCGUCAUCUCGAAUGCUGUUCGUCGGCGCCCGCAAUGGACAUUUCCCAGAGUUCCUAGGUCAUUUGAAUAUUGGUAGAUACACUCCGAUGCCUUCUUUAAUAUUUCUUAAUGUAUUAUCUUUGUUCAUGUUAGUGACAUCAGACAUCCAUAAACUAAUCACCUACUGUACAAUUGUCGAGUCUUUCUUCGUGAUGCUUUCCGUAUCGGGAAUGUUGUACCUGAGAUGGAAGAAACCAGAAAUGGUUAGGCCGAUUCGUGUUCAUCUGGCAGUGCCAAUAACCUUCGUAAUAAUAUGCCUCUUUCUGAUAGUAAUGCCGUGCCUUGAGGCACCUUACGAAGUGGGUAUGGGCACACUGAUUACAUUAUCUGGUGUACCUGCAUAUUACUUUGGUGUUAUAUGGCAAGAGAAGCCAAAAUGGAUUAGGCGUUUCAUGGCUGGCGUAACGUUCCUUUCGCAAAGAAUAUUUGUUGCGGCUCCAGAAGAGUUGUGAAAACCUGUUAACUUACUAAGUACCAAAGACGCUUCUCUGUUACAUGAAAGCAUUUACCUACUGAAUUUGUAAAUUCAUUUACAAUUAUUAUUUCUUAACUACUCUUAGUAUUUUUUCGUUCUGUGUUUUUUUUUUAUUUUGCGUCAUUCGCUUAAAUUAUUUAUUUUUGGUUUUUACGUGUGAAAGAAAACCAUUACUGUGAUUACUUUAGUUUGAUUUUUUUAAUGGUAAAUGGCUGUAUUUUUUUUUAACUUUUUGUUUUACAUUUUUUUUAAAACGGAAUAAAAAUUUAUAAUUACAAUGCCUCAAUUAUUUCCGAGCGUUUUUAUAUGGAUCUGAAUGUUCAAAUCAUAAUUAUGUUAUUUCUAAUAUAUGUUAAUUUUCACAAUCGUGCACAUUUCAUACAAUAA
This is a messenger RNA of Nicrophorus vespilloides, 2167 nucleotides long. RefSeq names its product Y+L amino acid transporter 2 (gene gb). Gene Ontology annotation, molecular function: L-amino acid transmembrane transporter activity. Gene Ontology annotation, biological process: amino acid transmembrane transport. Gene Ontology annotation, cellular component: membrane. The record is from RefSeq and is a predicted model, not a curated record. The transcript is spliced from 10 exons. The coding region runs from base 288 to 1757 and encodes 489 amino acids. NCBI's taxonomy places the organism in Eukaryota, Metazoa, Arthropoda, Insecta, Coleoptera, Silphidae.